CAUCUCUUCAACUUGACGUUUUCAAGUGAAUUAUGUCAAUUAACAAACUACCAAACGAGUGUCUCUAUAUGAUUUUGGACCAUUUCAAUGGAUUCGAAGAGUUGAUCCGAUUGUCCAAAGUCUCUCCGAGAUGGUUCUCGGUCGUUUUGCUGAAGUUCAGUAAAGUUAAAUAUCUUCAAUUGAUUGGAAUGUACAAUAGAGGCCAGGACUUCAUUGAGAAUAACAAACUUUGGAAAAAUACUUCAGAAACUUUGAAAAGUCACAAUUUGAAAGAUUUGUUUCCGAAUCUAAAGAUUAUGGAAGUUCCUGAGAGUGUUUUUCUUUGUCUUGAAUCGUAUGAUUUUAGAAGGUUGAUUCACGAACAUCCAAAAAUCAAAGGAUUGAUUAGACUUUAUCAACCUGUUGAGAACAGAUAUAACUUGAAAAAUAUCGAAAUGGUUUCGUUUGAUUGCAAGUGCGAAUUCAAAGAAAUCUUUCGACCUGAUCAAUUGAAACAAAUUCGCUUCAACAAACUUUUAGACUACACUGAACUAUCACAAGUUAUCGAAUACUUUCCGAAUUUAAAGCGGCUCAACUUACCACUUCGUUAUGACGUAAAUAAAUACGAUGGCCCAAAUUUGGCUGCUUUAAAGAUACUUGAAGUUGAAGUUGUAACACAUUCUUAUGAUGAGUUUUCUGUAUUUCGCUUUAUGGAUUCCUGUCCAAAUCUGGAAAGUGUAUUCUUCCAUUUUAUUCAUGGUAAGGAUGCUUCUGUUAACGAUUCGAUAAAGAAUUUCAAUUUGAGAGAUUUAGUUAUCGAACAGGCUCAUCAUCUUAAAUGGCCAUCAUUACGAAAAAUUUUGUCAAAAUUUCCGAAUUUACAUCAUCUUGGAAUCAGAAACAAUGAAAAUAUUGACGACAGUCAUGUGGAAGAAUUGGUGAAACUAUUACCAAAAAUAAAACUGAUCGACUUGAGGAGAUGUCACAGAGUGACUCAAAAAUCAGCUGAUUUUCUUUCCAAAGUUUGCGAGGAAUCCAAUCGAUCAAUUAAAAUCUAUUAUGAUUGUGAUAGAUUAACAAAUAGAUUGGCUAAAUCGACAUUUCGUUAUGAGAAGAUCUGCACCGGAUUCGAUUUUAUGAAAAAUUGUUUCUUUAAAUCUUGGUCCAUUCUUCCGGACUUGCUCGAUGAAGAUUAAUCAAACUUUUGUAUAAUUCUGAUUAUGAGUUUACUAAAAUUGAAAAAAAAGUGAAACUAAAAGUUUCUAAGACGAAUCAAUAAAAUAAUCAUUUGA
Molecule: messenger RNA, 1271 nt
Organism: Panonychus citri (citrus red mite)
Lineage: Eukaryota; Metazoa; Arthropoda; Arachnida; Trombidiformes; Tetranychidae
Exons: 6
Coding region: 33-1175 (380 amino acids)
Molecular function (GO): protein binding
Source: RefSeq, a predicted model, not a curated record